Messenger RNA from Varanus komodoensis (Komodo dragon), 1636 nucleotides. RefSeq names its product retinol dehydrogenase 12-like. The transcript has 7 exons. Lineage: Eukaryota; Metazoa; Chordata; Lepidosauria; Squamata; Varanidae. The record is from RefSeq and is a predicted model, not a curated record. The coding region runs from base 221 to 1129 and encodes 302 amino acids.
UCCAUGGCACUCAGUUGCUGCGGACGGCUUCCGAAAUCUGGUGCGGUCCCGGUCACUUCGACCUGGGAACUCCCGCAGUCUCCUCACGGGCACUUCCGGGACGCGAUUAUGGCGGCGCGAAACGGGCCCUGCGCCGCUCUCCGCUGGCCGUCCUACAGCGCCUCCUUGGUUCCCGGCGAGUUCCACAGAGACAGGAAAAGGCCUUUCGAGGGCCGGUCCCAUGCACGGGAUGGCUGGGGUUUGCUGGAAAUGGUUUGCAGGGGGAGUAUGCACAUCCACAGCCAAGCUGAAUGGAAAAGUGGCAGUGAUCACAGGAGGCAACACUGGCAUAGGGAAGGAGACUGCCAAGGGUCUUGCACAAAGAGGUGCUCGUAUCAUCAUUGCCUGCAGAAACAUGGCAAAAGGGAAUGCUGCUGCCCAUGAAAUCAGAACUGAAACAGGGAAUCAGCAAGUUAUUGUGAAAGAAUUGGACCUGGCUGAUUGCAAAUCUAUACGGAGAUUUGCUAAAGAUUUCCUGAAAGAGGAGAGCAAGCUCCACAUCCUCAUUAACAAUGCAGGCGUGCUGAUGUCGUCCUACACCAAGACUGCUGAUGGUUUUGAAAUGCAUAUAGGAGUCAAUCACCUUGGGCAUUAUCUCUUAACUUUCCUGCUCCUAGACCUUUUGAAACAAUCAGCCCCAGCUCGAAUUUUGAAUGUAUCCUCAAUCAUCUAUUGUUGUGGGAUAAUUGACUUUCAGAACCUGCAAGGAGAGAAGUUCUAUAAUUGGUUCCUGGCAUAUAGUAAAAGCAAAUGCGCUAAUAUACUAUUUACCAGGGAGUUGGCAAGCCGACUGCAAGGUACUGGAGUUACUGUAAAUGCCUUACAUCCUGGGGUAGUUUAUACUGGAUUUGGACAUCAGUUCUGGCACGUGAAAUGUUGGCAAACUCUCUGUCGGUUCAUGCUGAAAACACCAAAGGAAGGAGCCCAAACUAGUAUAAACUGUGCAGUGGCAGAGGAACUGGAGUCAGUGACCGGCAAGUAUUUCAGUGACUGCAAAGAAGCAUGCGUUGCUCCUCAGGGUCGUGAUGAAGAUACAACAAAAAAGCUCUGGCAGAUCAGCUGUGAGCUGUUGGGCAUCCAGUGGGAAUGAACUGGGGAGAGCCUGAGAAAGACAUGACAGACAGAAUACAAAAACUAAGCACCUAUCUCAUCUACCCAUGUCUAUUGUUGGGGCCUUCAACUUGGUUAGAUUAUAUAUUUGUGUCUAAUAAUAAGAGUGUGCAAAGCAGAUAAAGGUUUGAUAAAAGUGACAGAUCAUGCUUUGUAAGUAUGAAUCAAAAUUAAAUGUGAUUAUAGAUAAAAGAUGGAAAAUAGAUGUAAAUAUUUUGCAAUACAAAGAUAUAACAGAUAGAAUUGAAAAAAUUAAGAGAGAUAUAGGAGAUUAAUGAUAGAGAAGGUAGUCAAGAAGAUUUGAUUUGGAAUACAAUGAAGGCAGUUGCAAGAGGGCUAGAUAUUAAAGAAGCGUAUAAUUUAAGAAGGCAAAGACUUAAAUGUGUGGAAAUUUUAGAAGGACAAAUAAAAGAAUUUAAGAAAAAGUAUAUAAAAUAGAGACAUACAUAUUUUAACAGUAAUUCAAGAUAAAAGAGCCAGUGUGGUA